AUGCAAGAUCUUUACAGAGUCUUUCCUGGUGCCAUUAUCCAAUUCACCAAACGUGAACUCCUCAUCGAACUCAAAUCAGAUUGGCUCUGGACAGAUCAGCUCGUAGUUGCUUACAACAAAAUUCGUGAAUAUGACGAAGAUUGCAACAAACAAUGUCAAAAGACAUUACAGGAAUACGAGAUCAAAAGGUUUGAAGAUCCAAGUGAUCUGACAUUUGGACAAGAAGUCUUUUACAUUGAUGAUGAUGAAUACUCAGUUCAUAAGGGAAUCUUAUCAUCAUUUGAUAACCUCUACACAAUUCAUCACUCCCUCUUCUAUGAAGUAUUCAAGACAAACAAUUGGAAAAUCAUUCUUCCAGCAAAUGACAUCCAGAACAAAUCCAUCUGGAUCAGACAAGAGAAACUCCGUGAAGCAACAAGAAGGAAGUAUGAACGUGCACGUCUCUCACUCAUUGAAGAAGAAAAGAAAGAAGAAAUGGAUAAAUAA
Molecule: messenger RNA, 486 nt
Organism: Trichomonas vaginalis G3
Lineage: Eukaryota; Parabasalia; Trichomonadida; Trichomonadidae
Exons: 1
Coding region: 1-486 (161 amino acids)
Source: RefSeq, a predicted model, not a curated record